UGCUGCAAAAAGUGCUCUGCUGCUUCAACAAAUUCGUGGCCGCGGGAAGCCGUACUGCCACCGCAUAGAUGGCGAUUGCGUCCUCGUCGGCAGUACCGCCUGUUCACCUGUGUUAUUAUUUUCUAGUGCGACAAACAGUGCCCGGUAUUUUAAGGAAAACUGCACGUCGGGAAAAUUAAUAUGCGUCGACAGAUGGGUUCUAUAGCAACCAUGGAUUGUUAAUGUUUGCUGGUGAUGAAGAGCAGAUAUGGCAAUAAAUUUCUCGGCAUCAUUUGCUGCUUACUUAGCAGCAGGACUGAAAGUUCCCCGACAGUUUAUGUACUGUAUUGCUCAAGAUACUGGAGCAUUGUAUGUCCCAUAUAAAGAUGGUACUGACAGGCAACAAGUCCAAGGUGGACAGUGGGCUACAGGUCCACUGCAAGAUGGAACUGGUGGCUACCAUCCACAGCAACAAGGUGGUUCAUCAGCUUCAGGAAGUCCUCAGCAGUCAUGUGGGGAUCCUGAGACUGUGGCUCCUCCACCACCACCAACACAGCCCCCACAACAGCAGCAACAAGGCACAAUGACAUCACCUGUCCCCUCCCCGUAUCCACCACCACAGGAUGCUACAGCACCACCGCAACAGACACCUGUAGAGGAUGAUCCUCAGCAACAUUCCCCAACACAGCAGCAGCAAGGGACACCACAGCAGCAGCAGACACAGCCUCAGCCACAGCAACCCCCAGCAUCACAGCAGCCAGCUCCUCCACAACAGCAGCAGCAGCAUCAAGCUGAUGUUGAACAGCAGCAGCAACAGCAGCAACAGAGAGUUGUUACAGCAGCACAGUGUUUCCCACAAGAGUUACAGCAACAGCAGCAGCAACAACAACAACAACAACAGCAGCAGCACCAAGUUGAUGUUGAGCAACAGCAGAGGGUGGCUGCUGCAGUAGCAGCUGCUCAAUGUUUUCCUCCAGCAGAUAUGCAACAGCAGCAUCAACAACAGCAGCAGCAGCAACAGCAACAUCUGGCAUAUGCGACACAACAUUAUUUCAAGGAUCAGCGUCACACACCAGGAAUGCCACCACAUGUGCUCACUCCAAGUGGCUUUACUGCCCUUCAUUACUUGAAGCAACCGGGAGUGAUGUUAACUUCACUUGGUACAAUGGGCAUGGGAGAUGGAAGUGGUGUAGGUCUGGGGACGAGCAUCACUGACGGGACAGGUGUGGGUGUCGGUGCAGUUGCAUACCCAAAUGUUCAGGUAGAUGUGCGCUCACUGCCUGAUAUCAUCCAGCAGCAACAGCAAGCCCAGCAUCAAGCGCAACAACAACAGGCUCAAGGUCCGGGAACAGGAAAACCGGGGCGGGGAGGCAACGGUUCGGGUUCAGAGCUCAGGCUUUUCAAGUGUCUUACGUGUGGCAAGGACUUCAAGCAGAAAUCAACUCUGUUGCAGCACGAACGUAUCCAUACUGACAGCCGCCCUUACGGUUGCCCCGAAUGUGGAAAGCGGUUCCGACAACAGUCCCAUCUGACACAACACCUACGCAUCCACGCCAAUGAGAAGCCUUACGCCUGCGCAUACUGCGAGCGCUCCUUCCGGCAACGUGCCAUCCUCAACCAGCACCUGCGCAUCCAUUCGGGUGAGAAGCCUUACCGGUGCCCGCAGUGCGGCAAGCACUUCCGCCAGAAGGCCAUCCUCAACCAGCACGUCCGCACACACCAAGAUGUGAGUCCUCAUUUGGUGUUCAAGAAUGGUAUGACGCCUACCCUGUGGCCUCAAGAUGUGCCAUACCCACCUGAUGCUGAGAAGGAUGAUGCAGCUUCUACAUUUGGGAAUCCUGAAGACGGCAGUGUGCCACCGGACCAGGCUCGUAGCAAUGGGCAGUGUUUUUCUCCUGACAGUGCUGGCAAUGUGCAACAAUAUCAAGCAUAUUUCAAGGAUGCCAAGGGUAUGAACCAUUCAGUGUUUGGAAAUGGGGGUCCUGCAGGAAACUUUGGGGCACUUCAGUACUUAAAACAGGGUCAGGUAAAGCCUGGUGGACUACUGCCCGAUGUAAUACAGCACGGGAGAAGUGCAGGGAUGCCCCUUUAUGUGCGCUGUCCUAUUUGCCAAAAGGAGUUCAAGCAGAAAUCGACAUUGCUGCAACACGGUUGCAUCCAUAUAGAGUCCAGGCCAUAUCCGUGCCCAGAGUGCGGUAAGCGGUUUCGACAACAAUCUCACCUCACACAACAUCUUCGAAUACAUACAAAUGAGAAGCCUUACGGCUGUGUAUACUGUGGUCGAAAUUUCAGGCAGCGGACGAUCCUCAAUCAGCAUAUUCGUAUUCACACAGGUGAGAAACCGUAUAAAUGUGGACAGUGUGGAAAAGACUUCCGCCAGAAGGCCAUUCUCGAUCAGCACACUCGUACACAUCAAGGUGAUAGGCCGUUCUGCUGUCCGAUGCCUAACUGCAGGCGGCGCUUUGCGACGGAGCCGGAAGUGAAGAAGCACAUAGACAACCACAUGAAUCCACAUGCUGCGAAAUCUAGACGUGCUAACACGGCGGGUGUCGGUGUUCUGGAAGCAAAACAUCAUCCCGGAGCCACAGUACUGGGAGGUGAAAGGGGUCCUCCAACUCUGCUGACACGGGGCAUUCCACCCACAGCUGUAGUGAAGCCCGAACUGUAUUUCCCACAGUGUUAUGCACCUACAUUCAAUCAUCAGCCACCGCCGCCCCCUCCUCCGCCUCCACCUAAUGCCCAGUUUGCCACAGCACAGGGUGCCGGUGGUAGCAUAAGUGGUGGGAACAUUAAUGGUGCUACAAUCAAUGGUAACACUAUUAAUGGAAACAGUAUUAAUGGUACUACGAUCAAUGCAAAUGCCAUCAAUGGUAAUACCAUUGGGGCUGCUAGUAAUCUCAGCAAUCUCAGUGGAGGCAGCAUCACUGCCGGUAGUCUAAAUGGCGGUGGCAUUAAUGGUGCCAGUAGCAGCAACAAUAGCACAAAUAAUAAUCAGAGCCCUGUGAUGAAUUCACCUGCCCCUGAGUACAAGUCUGUGCCCCCACAGACAUCCAGUCUGCCGGCCCAGUGACUAGCGGCUGCCCUUCUCUAGCCAUCGGGACCCGGCACGCUGCCACAUUUUGCUGGUAGUGCUGCCGGACCCAUCAAGCAUGAGCCUUGUUGGGAAAUGUCCCCCUGUGCUGAGAAUGGGCAGGGAUACUAUGAAGUUAUACACUCUGUAUGAACUGCUCAGUGAACAUUUCACUGUAAAAACUGUUUGACUGAACUUUGGUUGUGAUACAACCAGUAAAAUGUGUUUGGGAGUCAAUUAGACCCACUGUACAAAAAAUGACAGCUCGAUUGACAUCGUUAUAAAUGCCGGUUACUGACCAGUCCUAGACUGAUGAUAUAGUAUGUGAUAGAUAUUAUUUGAAAAGAUUUUAAAUUGUUCAUACUUGAUAGAGAAAUAAUUAUAAUCACUUGAACAAUAUUGUAUAAAUAUAGUGACACAGUAGUUUAUUAACAAAGUGAAAUGAAAAUAGCUCCGCUAUAUAUUAAAAACACAACACAUAUAUAAAUAAAUAAAAUAUAUAUAUAUAUAUAUUAAAAAUAUAUACAUAGAUAACUUUUAUAUUAAUACUCUACUAAUAUUCCUUAAUACAAAGAGGUUGGAGAUUGGAAAUAAAUGUAGAUAAUAUAUUUUAAAUGUUUUGUGUAAGGUGCUGAUAUAACUGAGAACUGUAUUGGGCAGGUAGGUUUGUAUCACAGUUUUAUAGUACAUACAGAAUGAAUGCAGUUGUUACGAAUGUGCUUUAGCAGGACUGGUGUGAUGUAUUGAAUUUAUAACAGCUUUCUUGAAAUGUUUCUCUUUUUCACUGUUAUAAAUGCAAAUUAAGGCCUAGAUAUUUUAAAUGUGGUUCUACAUGUUUUAUAAUCUGUUGUGUUAUUCAUACUGUCUUCUGGGUUGGUUGAAUUUUUUUGUGAUUAUCUGGCGCUUUUCCAUAGAAAACUAGUAUGUGAUAUUAGCAGACUGGUAAACUUCUGCUGCCACUAGUGCCGUUCUUUGUUGAUUCUAAAUCAUUUUAUGAUUCUUCAGAAGAGUUAACUUGGUAAACUAGAUGUUCAGUGUACAAUGUUAAUUAUCCUUUGUGCUUCAGAGGCUCAAAGAGUGGAAUGCAAAUAAUGGUGCCUGAUAUUCAUAUUACACACCAUGUCAUCCAUAUAAUGGAGGCAAAAGUUAUGGAGAUAGUGUAAGAACAUACCCUGGGGAAAAAUGUGAAUCCUUGUUCAGAAAGCAAAUUCUGUUACAGUAGAUGAGUAAAUUCCUGUUUUUGUAUUAUAUUUAUCUGUAUAGCUUUUGAAGUGAUAGAAAUUUUGUUGAAGGUUCAGUUAACGUAGAAAGAUUUUCUUUAAUUUUCUGGCAACAUUCUAAUAUGCUGUUGAAACUAACAUCACUGAGAGUGAAGGUGCGAAAGAUCUGAUAAUUCUGAAAGGAUCCAUCCUGUCCCCACCAUUUCUGUUGCUAAUUAUUUAUCUACCGUAAUUUUAAUCUGCAGUUUCUUCUAGCUUGUUUGUAUUUUUAGCUGAUAGAAAUUUAUGAGGAAUCAUGACCUGCCUGAUUUUCUGUUGGGGUUGUCUCCCUUGGGAAAGCUGGCUUCAUCAUGCUUCUUGAGCCCUCCCUGCCCUAUGUUGUGGGACACUCUUCAUCUGGCUCCACAGUUGAGACCAUUCCAGCUUGGCUGACUGUGAAAUUUAUGAAAUUUUUGAGCUUCGUUACUCGUACAUUUUAGUUCCAGUGUUACUGUACUGGUGUUGUUGAACACAAGUUACUACAGGACUUACCAGCAAGGUAUUACUGCUAAACAGAAAAAGUAUGUGAUCUAAGGUUUUGAGACAGUUUAGCUUAAAUCGUAUAUUGGCAUGGUCGAACAUUGUUUUUGCAUCAUUAGAUGGUGAUGAUGAACAAAUUCAUCAUUGAUAUAUCAUGGAUAUUCAGUGAUGAAAUUAUAAACAUUUUUGAAAAUUUAAUUGAGAAAAACACUUACAUGAAUUUGGGGGGGGGGGGGGGGCAAAUUACUUGUAAACCGUCACUGCAACACAGGUGGUAAACAAAAUAACUGUCUUGAGCACUUCAGCCUACUCUGUUGUGAAAGCUAGUUAUUAACAGUCAGUUAAUCAUUAAGGCAGAAAAUCCAAAAGAAAUGGUGGAAGUGGGUGCUAGUUAAUCUGUUCAACUGUCAAGAUGUGGUCGUAAUUAAUGAAAUUUAAUCACAAGCAGAAAGAUAGAUACAAGUAAGCAAUAAUACAUUGCUGUUGCCUCACGUUGGCUUGUUAUUGUUCAUAACAAAUGUGCCAAACUACUUCCAUGGCACACUGUGUUAUUGUUGACUUGCAUGAAAGUUUAAAAAAAAAUUAUGCUUGCUAUUGUAGAUUCUUGGUAAUUAAGAUCACUGUAAGUGUGAACAGGAACUUUACUCACUGUAGGCAGAAUAGACACCUUUUCUGUAAAUACCCUAUCCAAAUUUGAUAAAAUCUUUCUCCCCUCCAUGUUUAUAAAUUUCAUGUUGUUUCAAGUUGUGUAUACAUUGUGACCAUUACAUGCCUUCAUACAGAUAACUGUUGUAACAUGCAUUUAUUGUCCAUACUGUACUGGUAUUUUAUGGUGUGUAAUAUGACUUAACACAAUGUUUCUUUUGGGAUACAAAGACUAUAAUGAAGUUUACAAAACAGUCUGCACAUAGGGCAGCAAAGUGAUUCUUGUAAAACAUUUGAUCAUAGUCUGGAAGAAGUAUGUUUUAAAACAUUGUUAAUAGUUAUUAGGGAUAUUUGUUGUCAGCAGUUUUUGUCUCUUGUAAUGGCUGUGAGCAUUUUACAUUGGCUAAAUGUAGUAGUUGCAGCCUAGAAGACAGUUGUACACUUUUUUAAAAAAAGAAGUCACUACAGUAAAAUAAAAUAUCACCUAAGUAGGGCUGUGUUAUUUUUUCUCAUUGUAAUUUUGACAAAUACAGGUAGAAUAAAAGGUAGUUUAUGUUUCUGCAUAAUUCAGAAUCCUCCACAUUUUAGUCUGGAGAUAUUAAAAUAAUACUCAUACUUAAAUAUGUAAAUGUUAUUCUAACUACAGAAUAAUUUUAAACUUUUAAAGUUUUGCUGAAAUAUAUGUUUGGUUAUACAAACAGGGUCCUUAAUAAGUGUAUACCAAUGCUUUGCAUAUAGAUCUGCUGACAUUUAAAACUAAAAUUAUAAAUUUUUAUAAACAGUUCUAUAUCUGUCAAAUCUUCAUGGAACAAUCCUUUACUUUUGUGUGUAUUUAUUACAAGUGUCCAUUUAAGACACUGAUCUUUGUGUAUCCUUCUGAUAGAACUCUUUUUGCCCCCUUUCUUACUUGAGUCUCAGUUGCACUGGCUUUGUAAUAAAAAUACAUAUAUUUUUCCACAGCAGUAACUGGUCAUGAAUGUUUAAGAAUUGGGGGAUACUAAUUAAAAGAGAAAUCUGGAUUCCUCCAAUGAAUCAACUCCACAGCCAUUGAACUGUCGUACUAAAUAAAGAAACUGAAUUUUCUGAUACAAGUAGUAUAACUGAACAGAAGAUUUUGGGUGCAUAUGUAGACAUUUAACUUUUUGUGUAUCCAAUUUCCAAUUCUAGAGCAUUCCAGUGUUGUGUUAUUUUAUCAGAGAGAACAUCACUACUGUAAGUCUGAAUUUUACACCUUUCGAGUAUACUGGUGGUGUAAUACAUAGUGAUGUAUUUCAUGUAGUUGGAAAUCAAUUCUAUGUAUUAAUUUGUUGAAUUUGGUUUGUUAAAAUUCUCCCAGUAAUUCACAAUGAACAGUAAUUUCUUAACAUUAUAAAGCUUGAUACCGUUGUUCACAAAUGGAGUAAAAUAAUGCAGAUUUAGGGGCUAUCCCAGUAUUAACAUGGACAGACGCUCAAGACCAAUGAAGAAUCUGAUCUGUGUGUAGAUAUUGUUGUCAUAAUUAAAGCUGGAAUUUUGAAGGCCAAAGUUACUGUUCAUAUAAUAAUAAUGAGUCACUGAAAAAAGUUGCAGUACCAUAAUUUCAUGUGAAUCAAUGUUCCCUUAGAGCAGUACAUGCCGUAAGAAUUCAGGUAACGGCUGUAAUGUUAGUCCAAGUAACACAUUGUGCUUGCUCAAGAAUUCAAGGUAAGAAGAAAACCAUCCUUUGUUGUACAGGCACCAUAUUUCAGUUGUCACAUAUUUAUUGCUUAUGGAAAAUGCUUUGUGGGAUACAAACAAUGGUAUGCAUAAAGACAACAACAUGGAGGGCUGAUGAGAGGGUAGGCUGGCUUAGCUAUCAGCUGGAAGAGGGAGGGGG
Molecule: messenger RNA, 7288 nt
Organism: Schistocerca nitens (vagrant locust)
Lineage: Eukaryota; Metazoa; Arthropoda; Insecta; Orthoptera; Acrididae
Product: zinc finger protein 628-like
Exons: 4
Coding region: 248-3049 (933 amino acids)
Source: RefSeq, a predicted model, not a curated record